Molecule: messenger RNA, 996 nt
Organism: Vittaforma corneae ATCC 50505
Lineage: Eukaryota; Fungi; Microsporidia; Nosematidae
Exons: 1
Coding region: 1-996 (331 amino acids)
Source: RefSeq, a predicted model, not a curated record
AUGCUAGCUUCUCUUUUAUUCACUCUACUUGAAUCUGUUCAGUCUAAAUGCAAUGAGCCUUGUGACUGUGAUAGCAGCUUUACAUCCUGCUCAACAGAGGUCUGUGAGCAAGACUGCUUAAAGGCUUGUUAUACUAAGUUUGACGGUGAUUGCAAAAAGUAUAAGAGUAUCAUCGAUGUUAGGCCAUUUAUAUGUUUUGAUGACUGCUGCCCAUCACUAAAGGAUUGCUGCAAGCCUUACUUAGAAUUUGCUAAUAUUGCUGAAUUUGUAGCUAAAAUUCCAAAUGCUAAAAAAUUGAAGAAAAUGUACAUUAAAAAUGACGUAAAAGGCCUUAUUAAAUUUGCAUCUCAAUGUGAUGGAUGUGAGAACUACGAUGCGCUCAAUGCAUUCUAUUACAAUGCUGAUUCUCAUUCUGGAAUUUAUUCCCUUAAAUUUGACUCGAACUUCAUUCUUUUCUUCCUUCAGAGGUUCUAUUACUAUCUUGAUCUCAUAGUUGAUAGCUCAACUAUUAAGAUAUCACAUACUGCUCUGAUGUGUGCAAAGACUAAUAAAUGUUAUGAUCUACUCUGCCCUCCCUGCACUUAUACUGAUCUUACUUUCGGAAGUGAAUCUAAUGCUUUGAAAUUGUUUAAUUCCAUUCUUGGCAAUACAGCUAUCCACGAUAUUGUUAUAAUCUUCAUUCGUAUCCUUUUGUAUCAAAUCCACAUAACCGUUUCUAGGUGUGCAGAACAAAAUAAUAAACUUGGGGGCUUCUCAACUUAUAGCCUCUAUGCUGAGCUUCUCCAGCAAUAUUUGGUAAAAACUAAAGAUCUCAAUGUUGCCAAUACUCUGUAUGUAGAAAACUUUGGCUCAAGUCAGGUCAAUUUCUUCUACAUUUGGUUCCCAUUUGAAAAUAAUACAGCAACUGGAAUAGUUGGUGCUGCAAACCUAUUAAAUGUACCAUCUGCCACCUAUACCAACUCAGAAACGUUCAGGUUCCUGAAUUCUGACUAUUAA